Vitis riparia (riverbank grape) is the source of this 1662-nucleotide messenger RNA. Its product is annotated as inner membrane protein PPF-1, chloroplastic. The record is from RefSeq and is a predicted model, not a curated record. Gene Ontology annotation, molecular function: membrane insertase activity. Gene Ontology annotation, cellular component: chloroplast thylakoid membrane. Bases 117 to 1484 code for a protein of 455 amino acids. NCBI's taxonomy places the organism in Eukaryota, Viridiplantae, Streptophyta, Magnoliopsida, Vitales, Vitaceae. Gene Ontology annotation, biological process: protein localization to chloroplast; protein insertion into membrane; thylakoid membrane organization. The transcript is spliced from 11 exons.
GAGGAUAAUACUCAAAAAUUUUCUCACCAUCUCUCCCCCACUGCCCAAGCGCGACUCCUCAUCAUCUCCUCAUGAGGAGCUGAAUCCAAACCCUAGAAACCUUCACCACAGCGUCCAUGGCGAGAACGCUAAUCUCUUCUCCACCCUUCAUCGGGAAGCCACUCCCUUCCCUCAGCUCUCGCCAUGGCCUCCUACACUCUCUUCCUCACCGUAGACUCAUCUCCACCAGAGUCAAAUUCAGCUUACAUGACAUUCCUCCUAUUCACUCCUUAGAUUCUUCUUCGAUUGACUUUGCCGGAAUUGUUAGCCGAGCUGAAAGCUUGCUCUACACUCUCGCCGACGCUGCAGUUUCUGCCGAUCCGGCUGCCGCUGGACCCGCGUCAGGCACAGCUGAUGCUGCAGUGCAGAAGAACGGUGGGUGGUUCGGGUUUAUUUCGGAGGCUAUGGAAGUUGUUUUGAAGGUUCUGGAGGAUGGCCUAACAGCAGUGCAUGUUCCCUAUGCGUAUGGAUUUGCGAUUAUAUUGCUCACUGUUAUCGUGAAAAUUGCUACAUAUCCCUUGACAAAGAAGCAGGUUGAAUCAACACUGGCCAUGCAAAAUCUUCAACCAAAGAUCAAGGCCAUUCAAGAAAGAUAUAAGGGCAAUCAGGAAAGAAUACAACUGGAGACAUCGCGGCUUUAUAAGCAAGCUGGGGUUAAUCCUUUGGCAGGAUGUUUCCCAACUUUGGCCACAAUACCAGUCUGGAUAGGUUUGUAUCAAGCUCUUUCAAAUGUGGCAAAUGAGGGACUGUUGACAGAAGGGUUUUUUUGGAUUCCCUCUUUGGGUGGGCCAACUACAAUUGCUGCUCGACAAAGUGGAUCUGGCAUUUCUUGGCUUUUUCCGUUUGUGGAUGGCCAUCCACCAUUGGGCUGGCAAGACACUGCAGCAUACCUUGUUUUACCUGUCCUCCUUGUCAUUUCUCAGUAUGUUUCAAUGGAGCUGAUGAAGCCACCUCAGACUGAUGAUCCAUCUCAAAAGAAUACACUUCUUGUUUUCAAGUUUCUUCCACUCAUGAUUGGUUACUUUUCUCUAUCUGUCCCAUCAGGAUUAUCAAUUUACUGGUUCACAAACAAUGUACUGAGCACAGCACAACAAGUAUGGUUACGCAAAUUAGGUGGUGCCAAACCUGUUGUGAAUGAGGAUGCAAGUGGAAUCAUUACUGCAGGGCGUGCAAAAAGAUCAGCUUCUCAGCCUGCAAGGGCUGGUGAUAGGUUUAGACAACUAAAAGAAGAAGAGAAGAAGAAAAAAAUAAGCAAGGCAUUGCCAGCAGAAGAGAUUCAGGCUCUUGCAUCUGAAUCUGAUUCUGAUGAAGGUUCAGAUGAAGAGACUAAAGACAAGGGUGAUGAUGUUUUAGAAGAGGCAUAUGUUUCUAGUGGUAGCAAACAGGUUCCACAAUAUGCUGGGCCAAGGAGAAGCAAGCGGUCAAAGCGGAAGCGUGCCGGAUGAAAAGAUUGUAUAUCUAUUUUUGUGUAGUUUCCGGUGAGUGCUGUAUAUGACAAAUAGUAUUUUUAGUUAAUAUAUAUGGCCAUUUUUAUGCUGGCUCAUUCAUUUUAAGACUCCAGUGCCCAAUCAUGAAAAUCAGUUGUCUAACACAGAGAUUUCCACGUUUUGGUUUCUUCUUCCA